Pelagomonas calceolata is the source of this 1612-nucleotide messenger RNA. The record is from the annotation of a GenBank genome assembly. Lineage: Eukaryota; Pelagophyceae; Pelagomonadales; Pelagomonadaceae.
AGCCGGGUUCUACUGCCGCAGCUUUUGAUCGCUUGGAGCUCCACAGGCGCCCCAAGCGAGGUGGAAGCGGACUUUAUAGUCGUCACUUGUGCCAAGGACAGCCACUCGGGUGACUGCCUUAGCAGAAGGACGCGACUAGCUUAGCAGCGAGUCUCGAGGCCGAAUCCUCGCUGCCGGACAAAGGUCCGCGGGGGCGAGUAAAAGGCAGCCGUAAGCGGCGCGAGCAGUUCUCAGAACCAGCAGCACUUCGCUGCGAUGUCGCACUACGGCGGCGGAGGCGGCGGCGGCCGGUACGACGACCGACGGGGCGGCGGCGGGGAUCGCUACGGCGGCGGAGGCGGUGAUCGCUACGGAGGCGGAGGCGGCGGUUACCGCGGCGGCCAAGGAGGCUACGGCUCGAACGACGCUUAUAGAGGCGGAGGCGGGGGCGGGGACCGCUACGGAGGGGGUGGCGGCGGCCGCUACGGAGGCGGCGGUGGAGGUGGCUACGGCGGAGGCGGUCCGCCGCGAGGAGGUGGGUACGGAGGCGGCGGCGGCGGCGGCGGCUACGGCGGCAGCCGCUACGACUCGUCGCGGGACGCGGGCCGCAACUGGCGCGACCGCGAGCUGGGCGGCGCGCGCGGCGGCGCGACGCAUCUCGCCCGCAUCCACGGCACGGAGGAGGACAAGGUGAACUGCCCCUUCUACUUCAAGAUCGGCGCGUGCCGCCACGGCGACCGGUGCUCGCGCCAGCACCACAAGCCGCCCUUCUCGCAGACGAUGAUCGUGCAGCACAUGUACCAGAACCCGGCGUCGCGGACUGUGUGGAAAUCAACCAGUGCGUCGGGUGCACAUUUCUCGGCGAUGACGCGGCCGCGCUGGCUCCGUCGAGCGGUGAGGAACCGGCAUCGCCACGCCAUCGAGCAGGCGUCGCGUCGAUGGCGUGGAGGACGACGCGACGAUUCAGGACGAACGCGCCGUAAAAUUUUGAUUUGCACUCAGGUCGCAGAUCGCGGCGGCCGGCGGCGACCCGUCGCAGCUCGACCCGAAGAAGGUGCAGGAGGAGUUCGACGAGUUCUACGAGGAGGUCUACGACGAGCUCGCCGGCUACGGCGAGAUCGAGGAGCUCAACGUUUGCGAGAACCUCGGCGACCACAUGGUCGGCAACGUCUACUGCAAGUUCGCCGACGAGGAGCACUCGGACGCGGCGCUCAAGGCGCUCUUCGGCCGCUUCUACGCGGGCCGGCCGCUCGUCUGCGAGUUCUCGCCCGUGACGGACUUCCGCGAGGCGCGCUGCCGCCAGUACGACGAGGCCGUGUGCACGCGCGGCGGCUACUGCAACUUCAUGCACAUCCGGACGCCGUCGCGCUCGCUCCGCAAGGACCUCGAGAAGCGCUACAAGAAGAAGUGGCGCAAGGCGCGCGAGAAGCGCGAGCGCCAGGAGCGCGGCGAGAGCGUGUCGUCGAGCGACGACGGCAAGGGCUCGCGCUCGCGCAGCCGCUCGCGCAGCCGCUCGCGCGACAAGGGCAAGGAGAAGGACCGCUCGCGCUCGCGCUCGCGCGACAAGGAGAAGGCGGAGAAGUAGCCCCUCGACUCCCGCCGCGCGGACGCGUAACAACGUUACUACCGUGAC